This is a messenger RNA of Fusarium subglutinans, 546 nucleotides long. RefSeq lists its product as uncharacterized. NCBI's taxonomy places the organism in Eukaryota, Fungi, Ascomycota, Sordariomycetes, Hypocreales, Nectriaceae. Bases 1 to 546 code for a protein of 181 amino acids. The record is from RefSeq and is a predicted model, not a curated record. The transcript has 2 exons.
AUGACUCGCAACACCAAACCCAAGCGCAAAUCUCUUCCCUCCUCCCCUCCCAAGCCCUCAUCUCCAGUCUCGGAGUCCCUCCCCUCUUCUUCUCCUCCCAAAGCCCGAUCUGCGAACUCAACCCGCCGCUCCUACAAGAACUGCCCAGUCUGCAAAGCCAUGCUCGUCAAUCGCAACGGCAGUCUCGCGCGUCACGUUGAACGCCAUGCAAAGCUCGCCAAAAUCGAGGCUAUGAACAUCGAGAUCAAUCUUCCCCGAAUGGACGUUCCUGACUUUGACGUCGAGCUCGCUCAGAAAAUGUGGCAGUCGGUUCCUGCGAGACGUCGCGCAACCGGUGGAGUCUUUCUCGAUGGACCUCUUGCUGGACAAGGUUUCUUUGAGGGAAUGCCGAGCGCUUUUCUCCCGAAUGGACGGGUCAAGCCAAAGUGGGCGUGGAUCAAGAAGGAUCUUGAAGCGAGGGUUGGACGUGGUCCUUUGAGCGCUCUCAAGAACGCGAAUGCCAACGCUGGAUCUGUCCUUGAUAGUGAGGGUCGCAUGGGGAUGUAG